UAACGUGUUGCAAUCAGACUUUAGCCUUUAAUCAUAUAUGGUAACAUGGCAAACAAGCCAUUGAGUCAUUGCCACCAGCUCAGACCGCCCCUCCAUAUUACUUCAAUGCACACCAGUGCAACAUAUUUGGAUUAAUCCAUUUAACUGUGACCAUGAUAGAAGACAAUGAAUCCAGCACAAUGAAGAUCUUGGAUAUUGAUGACGACAUGUAUGUCAAGCCCAGAACAAGACAUGGCUUUCAAUAUUCAGUACAUUUUCAGUGGUGGAAGAGAUCAUUCGGAGUUCCUGCACUGUGUCUUGGAUUGCUGUGUAUUCUCCUACUGGCUGGGAUCAUAGGCAUGGGUAUCAGCUUCACUGGUCAACAUUACUGUGAUGAAAGUGACCAGCUACAAACCAGUAAUAACAACCUGAUUAAAGUGAGAGACCGGCUACCGUCCAGUUGUAGCACCCUGGCUAAAGAGAGAGACCAGCUACCGUCCAGUUGUAGCACCCUGGCUAAUGAGAGAGACCAGCUACAGACCAGUUAUAACAACCUGACUAAAGUGAUAGACCAGCUACAGACCAGUAAUAACAACCUGGCUAAAGAGAUAGACCAGCUACAGACCAGUUAUAACAACCUGACUAAAGUGAUAGACCAGCUACAGACCAGUAAUAAUAUACUGACUAAAGUGAGAGACCAGCUACAGACCAGUAAUAAUAUACUGACUAAAGAGAGAGACCACCAUCAGAGGGAGAGAGAAAAGCUGAAGGUCAAAGGAAAUUUGGCGUUGAAUGGAGUGGCCACUCAGUCAUCACUGUAUAACAAUCGCGACGCUUCCGAUGCCAUUGAUGGGAAAAGAAACACAAACUAUGGAUCCUGCACCCACACUCUGAAAGACAGAAACCCGUGGUGGAGAGUGGACCUGCUGAAUGUGUACAGAAUAACAGAUGUCACCCUCACCAACAGAGGAGACUGCUGUCCUGAGAGGCUUGAUGGUGCUGAGAUCCGCAUCGGUAACUCAUUGGAGAACAACGGCAUCAACAACCCCAGAUGUGCCGUCAUCUCCCACAUUCCAGCAGGAGAAGCCCACACCUUCCAGUGCAAUGAGAUGGAGGGUCGCUACGUUGUUGUGGUCAUCCCUGGCAGGUCAGAAUGGCUCACUCUGUGUGAGUUGGAAGUUCAUGGUACUCCUGCAGGAAAUUUGGCGUUGAAUGGAGUGGCCACUCAGUCAUCACUGUAUAACAAUCGGAACGCUUCCGAUGCCAUUGAUGGGAAAAGAAACACAAACUAUGGAUCCUGCACCCACACUCUGAAAGACAGAAACCCGUGGUGGAGAGUGGACCUGCUGAAUGUGUACAGAAUAACAGAUGUCACCCUCACCAACAGAGGAGACUGCUGUCCUGAGAGGCUUGAUGGUGCUGAGAUCCGCAUCGGUAACUCAUUGGAGAACAACGGCAUCAACAACCCCAGAUGUGCCGUCAUCUCCCACAUCCCAGCAGGAGAAGCCCACACCUUCCAGUGCAAUGAGAUGGAGGGUCGCUACGUUGUUGUGGUCAUCCCUGGCAGGUCAGAAUGGCUCACUCUGUGUGAGUUGGAAGUUCAUGGUACUCCUGCAGGGAGACCCUGUCCUGAAGGAUGGAAGACAUCUGUCUCCAGCUGUUACUACACCACCACCAUGAUUAAAACCUGGGAGGAGAGCAGAAAGGACUGCAACGAAAGAGGAGCACACCUGGUGAUCAUAAACAGCAGAGAGGAACAGACAUUUAUCAAUGGGUUAUACGGACCUGGGAAUGAGACCUGGAUCGGUCUGACGAACGUUGACACUGAGGGGACCUGGAAAUGGGUGGACGGCACACCACUGACCACAGCGUAUUGGAAGACUGGAAAGCCUAGCAGCUAUUUAGGGGCAAACCAGGACUGUGUGGAGUUUUUCCACCGUUCAUCAGACCUAGGGGAGUGGAACGACGAGGAAUGUCACAAGCCAAACAACUGGAUCUGUGAGAUUUUUUAAUUCUCAUACUCUCUGCUCUGCUAACUACAUGUAACUGCCAAGAAAAGGAAACAUUUCAGUAAAUGAGGGUGGAUCUGGCGGCUCUGUUAUGGUGUGGGGUGCAUUUUCCUGGCAUGAUUUAGGUCCACUCAACCACUUAGAGGGAAAGGUAAACACCAAUAAAUACACAGCCAUUCUGAGUGACCACCUUCAACCUAUGGUGAAUCAUUUAUAUCCUGAUGGGAGUGGUCUCUUCCAGGAUGACAACGCCCCCAUCCACAGGGAACGAGUGGUCACUGAAUGGUUUGAUGAGUGUGAAAAUCAUGUAAACUAUAUGCCAUGGCCGUCUCAGUCACCAGAUCUCAACCCAAUAGAACACACAUGGGAGAUUCUAGAGCGGUGCCUGAGACAGCGUUUUCCACUUUUCUCCUGAAAGAAUGGUGUUCGCAUCCCUCCAAUAGAGUUCCAGACACUUGUAGAAUCUAUGACAAGGGGCAGUGAAGCUGUUCUGGCGGCUGGUGGUGGCCUAACGUCCUAUUAACACAAUUUCUGUGGGUGUUUCCUUUAUUUUGGAAGUUAACUGUAUGUUGAUAAUGGUCUGAGUAUUGCUGAUAUAUUCUGGUAGAACGCUACUCUGAAUUACAUUUCUGUGAGAAAGGCACACACACACGCACACACAAAUCAUGUUCAGAUUUCAUAAAAUGAGGUGUAUAAUAUCAUUGAAUAUCUGCUGUAAAUCAAUUUUAAUUUUUACAUGAUUUGUAUGGUAAAUUCUAUACAAUAUGUCUGCUACUUGUGCUUUCAUCAUGCUCAAUAUAAACAACGUGUACUUCCUGCUUAUUCAGUAAAUCAUUGAACCUAGAUUAAAGACAUAUCCUUGUUGAAUA
Messenger RNA from Salmo salar (Atlantic salmon), 2857 nucleotides. The record is from RefSeq and is a predicted model, not a curated record. NCBI's taxonomy places the organism in Eukaryota, Metazoa, Chordata, Actinopteri, Salmoniformes, Salmonidae.